AUGAGUAACAACAACAAUGCUUCUGGUAACUCAAGAAUGAGCGAACUUUUUGAUCAAUGCGAUCGUGGACAGAAGGGUUAUCUGACUAAAGAAGAUUUACAUCAAGUUUGCCCGCAACUUUGUGAUGAAGAAAUUGUUUUUAUUUUUUCUUGUUUGGAUACUAACAAUUCGGGGUUUAUUGAUAAAGAGGAAUUUUGUGCUGGCUUUGAAGAAACUUUAUUUAAAGGGGAAUCACGUGGUUUUGGUGGAAUGCAUCGUAAAAUUAGUUCGAACGAGUAUUAUGGGGAUGCUCCAGAGGAAAGAUUGGGAAGUCAAGGAAGGAUGGAAAUAGUUGAAGAAGAUAUAGAAAAUGAAGUAGAUGGUGAAGGAGGAAGUAAUAAUGAAGAAGGGACUAGUAAAGGAAUACAAAGACGAAGGCCUAAACCUCCAAGACUUACAAAAAAUCAGUCAUUAAGAGGACCACCACAAAUGACUUUGGAUAUUCCUUGGUAUAAGGAUGAAGUUCUACAGCUUUAUGAGGAGCUCCAAUCCUCUGGCGUGCCACAAAUUAUGAACCGAUUUGAGGAAGUCGUAGGGAAUUUAUGUCGAGAAAUAGACCAAAAACGCGAUGAAAAUGAAAAACUUCAUCAACAACAAAGAGUUGAACGAGAAAAUUAUAAUAAGAGAAUGCAGGCACUUGAAAAUGAGAUAGACCAGCAAUUGUUAAUAGCUGAAAAGAAGGCCCGAGAGGAGGAACGCGAAAAGUUGGCCAAAGAAAAGGAAGAACUAAAAGAACGUCUUGAAUCUGAAAUGGCCGAACUUCAAGGAAAUAUUGAACAUUUACAAAAAAUGGAAAAAAUGUUGAAAAAGGAAGCACAAAAGAAUGGAAAUCAAGAAACUCUAAAAGAAAAAUUGGAGGAUAUUGCCAGAGAGAAUCGAACAUUGAAAAAUAAUUUGGCAGAAAAUCAUUUAGAAAUGACUUUAAUUAAAGCAGAAUUGGCUGAAAUUAAAUCAGAAUAUGAGAAUAAAACACUCUUACAAUCUCUUAAUGAUCAUAGCCAACCUAGUGCUAUUGAAGCUGAACAAAUACAAAGACAACUACAAUUACUUUAUGAUGCUAAUAAACGUCUCCACGAUACUAAUGGGAAUUUACGUGAUGCACUUGAUCAGAGGACUUCGGUUAUUAAGCAAAUGCAUAUGCUACAUCAGACUCCAUCAUUCGGCACUUAUUUAACACCUUAUUCUCGACAUGACUCUGCAACUUCUUAUCCAGAUGGCGGUUCUUACUCUCCUGCUUCUCACCAUCUCCCUAAUGCGACGACAAUUAAUGAUGACGACAAUGACUCAGGAUUCCCUCAACGUGGAGGCUGCUCACGCACUACAUCCUCUUCUGAUUUGGAAUUAUUUCGCUGUGCUUCUGUGGAUGCUCAAUCAACUAUGACAGGUGGACUAGACCCUCACCAACAACAUAUGUUAAUGAUGAGGCAAUUUCCGCCUGGCUCUAAUAUGAUGAAUGGAAUGUGCAUUCAAGAAUUUUCGGGUACCCCAGAUAGAACAUUCCGUGUUGUAAUGUGUGGUGAUGCUUCUGUUGGCAAAUCUUCAAUAAUUAUGCGAAUUAUUAAAGGAGCAUUCCAACCUAAUAUUGCCAGCACUUUGGGAGUUGAUUUUCAUGUAAAAAGUGUUAGAGUUGGUACUCAAAAUAUAGCUGUACAAUUAUGGGACACUGCCGGCCAAGAAAGAUUCCGAAGCCUUUGCAAUUCUUAUUUUAGACGGGCUGAUGGAGCUAUUCUUGUUUAUGACUGCUCUAUAGAUCGUUCAUUUUUACGUAUUCGUGACUGGAUUGAAACAGUGAAGGUCGAUUCAACAAUGAAGGAAGUGCCUAUAUUGUUGGUUGCCAACAAAAUUGAUUUGCGCAAUGCUCCAGGUGCUCAUGAAAAUGUUUCUAGUUUUGUUUCAAAAAAGGAAGGAGAAAAUUUGGCCGAGUUAUUGUCUACCGAUUUUAUUGAAACUAGUGCUUUAGAUGGAACUAAUGUCGAGACUGCUUUAUUACUUCUUGUUGGUGCAAUGAUGAAAUCGGAAGAUGACCAUUUAAAACAAACUGCGUUAAUAUUACAAAGUUCUGACAAAAAGAAAUGGCGGUGUAUGAGCUGUGGAAAUUGA
Molecule: messenger RNA, 2139 nt
Organism: Meloidogyne enterolobii
Lineage: Eukaryota; Metazoa; Nematoda; Chromadorea; Rhabditida; Meloidogynidae
Source: the annotation of a GenBank genome assembly